AUGCCCGCUCUUCGGUCACGAGGUGGCGAAGCUUCACCUUCGCAGCAGAAACAGCGGUCAUUGCGUAGCCAGGCGCCGCCGAGGUCAUCUCAGGCUGGUGCGAGGACGACGCGAGCGGCAGCGGCAGCUUCUACCUCAUCAGCUGGGCCAUCGACGAGCAGAAAGAGGACGAGGAAGCAGUCCAGCGAGGGGGAGGAUGAAGAGAGCGGAAACAGCAAUGGCGAAGCUACGCCGCCUCCGCCUCGUCGGCCCACAGCAAAGAGGACCGGCGGUCCGCCAGGUAUCACCGCUGCUCGACGUCGUCCCUUCUACGCUGCUGCCCGGCAUGCCACGGCCGCAACCGACACAGAUGAGGAUGGAGACGACAAGUCGCCUUCUCCGACGCCCCCGAGAGCUACGAGGCGCUCGUCUGGCCGGCUCUCAGGCACAAAUGCGACGCCUGCAUCUUCGAGGACAACGCGCAGUCGUGCCAGACCCAGAACCAAUGACAACGCAGCCGCGACCAGGUCGCGGAUCAGUCGACGGACGAAUGUCAAAUACGACGACAGCGAAGAAGAGGAUGAGCUUAAAGAGCUAGAUGUCGAUGAUGAAGAGGAGGACGAAGAGGAUGGACCUAGCACUUCGAUGAGGACACUGCGCAGGUCGACUCGAGGAGGUGAUACAAGGCAAUCAAGAGCCGGGAAGACAAAGCUCAAUGCCCCGAGCAGGACUUUGCGAGGCACCAGGUCUGCUCAAGAGCUGAGCGAAGAGGACGACAGCCAGUCGGACGACGACAAAGACGACGACGACGAACCUGUCACUCAACGCACCAUGCGAAGCAACAACGGCAAAGCACGUCGAGCAUCAAUGCGUCCCUCGCCGCCGGCCGUCACUAGGCGAGGUCUACGAGCCAGUAGACCCAGACUUUCGACCUUCUCUAUCAUACCAACGCCGCCGAAACGCCUAGCACUCGAUGGCGAGGACGAGGGCGAUGACGAAGAUGAAGAUGAUCGCCUCGUAGCAUCUACCACCAACGGAGUCAGAAAGCCGCCUGCCAGGCGAAAUGUCCAGCGCGUGCGAUACCGUCUUGACAGAAGCGAAGAAGAAGAGGAACGAGGCGUUGGAUCGAGCGAUGACAAUGAGAUGACGAGCGACGAAGAUGCUCUUCAAAGACGCCGCCAAUCGCAGACCACCAGGAGCACUCGCAAUCGCCAGACAGCUCUCAGGACCGAAUCACGCCGUGCUCACACGUCCUCGGCAUCCUCAUCUUCAUCAUCCUCCGAGGUAGAGGUGAUCGCAACGGCAAGGAAAGUGGCUUCCCGACAACCAGCUCGCAAGGCUGACAAGGCCCAGCCAAGAUCACAGCCAGCUCGCACUCGCCAGCGCAGGGAGCGACUCAACAUACUCGACACUGCAGCAGACGAAGAGCUGGAUGAGAACAGCAGUAGCGAGACCAGCGAGGGAUUGUCCGAGUCGCUGAAUGGCAAGCGCAGCAAAGCAACACAGUCCCGAGCACGCAGGAUGCUCGAUCGCAUCGAGAUGAGCGAUGAGGACUCCUCUAGCGACGCGAGCAGCUCGAGCGGAUCAUCGACAAGCGAUAGUGACGAAAUUGAGAGCAGCCAGUCGGAGGAGGAGCAGGAGGAGGUCGACCCUGCCGAGCCUGUUGACAUCGACGACAGCGAGCUGCAACCCUUCAGCAGCAUCUCGCUUCCGACAAUGCCCGCUGACGAGGACGCCGAGUUCGUCGACAUGGUGAGCGAAUUCGCAGGCUCGAUGUCAGAGCCAGAGUCAGAGCAGCGCUUCACAUCGCGCGGCCGUAGAGUGCACAAGAGGAGGCGUUUGGGCGUCGAGUCUGACGAGGAGCGGACGAGACGCAAACAACGCGCGUCGAUUGUGGCCAUUUCUUCCGACUCUGAGGACGUCACAGCCAUCAGCGACGACGAUGGACGAUACGCCCUCAGUGAGGACAAGAUCGACGACGCCACGCAGCACCACUUUGAUACUUGCUACAGCUGCGGCGACAGGCCUGGCUGGCUGCAAUUCACUGCCCUCAAGCAGAUGCGCUCACGCCUCCGCAAGCAGCAAAUGAAGCAGGAGAGGAGAAAUCGCAAGAAGAGGAGGCGCAUGCGCAGGGGCGACGGCUCACGCAGCUAUCGCGCUGGCGGACGAUAUGACGAAGGAGCAUUUGAGGAUCUGCAUGCUCUAGGAGUGGCUCAGAGCGCCCUUCACGACCGCUUCCAGGACAUCAAGACCAAGGCUGCCUGGCUUCGCUGCUCGACAUGCUCUGCCUCGAUUCACACGGGGUGUUUGGCCGAAACAGACCCCGCAAGACUCGUUCGUGAGAUCAAUCGCGACGCCACAGCUGUACACCGCGUACUCAAUCUUGAGGGCCCGCCGCCAAAGACCCGUACCGAGUUGCAGCCGAGCGACGUUGUAGAAGGCUUGCAGUGCUCGCUGUGCGCUGAGGCCGACUGGAUGUGCAUGAUCUGCGCCGGCAAAUGCGUGCAAAAGCCGUCCAGGAUCCCGUCAUCUGAGCCGAUGGUGACCGCUUUUCGAUGCAAGCGCUGCUCGCGAGCUGCUCACUACACCUGCCUCGAGGGUGUUACAGGCGAGGAAUCUACGCAAGAGGCUGCCCUCUCUCGACAGAAGGCAGGCUGGCGAUGCCUCGACUGCGAGUCAUGGGGCGACGUCGACGUCAUUCUAGCAUGGCGUCCUUUGCGCAACCCCGCCGAGCCUGAUGGUACUCCCGAGCCCAAGGAGAGUUGGCAGAAGCUGCACAAGGUCAGCGAAGAUCUCAAGCGCGAGUACCUCGUCAAGUUCAAGCACACGUCCUUCAAAGAGACGCAGUGGGUGCCGCAUCUGUGGCUCAGGUCUGUCGCAAUGAUCAAUCUGCGACACUUUCUCUCGCAUGGCAGUCGACUGGAACUCGAUCCCAGCGCAACGGCGAGCAGCAAGAAAAAGGAGGAUGAGGAGCAGACUGCGACUGUACAAGAAUUGGAGCAGCAACGCAAGCAGCGUCGACGCAGCAAGCGCCUUCAGCUCGCUCUUACUGUCUCCCGCGAGACUGGAGAGGUUAUGCGAGGUCCGCCAGCUCCUGAGUCAGACGCUCAGGAGCGCAUCCCAAAGACGUGGGUCACCCCUGAUCGCAUCCUCGACGUAUACCUCUCCGUCUCUGCCGUCUCUGCUGCCGAUCUCUUGGACCCAGCAGAAUGCGAGAUGUUCCACCGACGACCGCGCAAGAUCACCAAGAUCGGGCAGGGCGCAGGCAUCUCUGCUCGCAAAGAUCAGCUGGAGCAGAGCACCGAGCACAUCCACAUCAGCAAGGUAAAUCAAGAUGUUCUGGAGGGCUUGUCCGAGGGGAGGAUGUUUGACCUGCUGCAGGACGCCAAGGUGCUCAUCAAGUGGGAGGACCUCGAGUACGAGCAGUCUACCUGGGAAGAGAGCGUCAGCCCCGUCUCGUACGGCGAACGGUGGCGCUCCUUUGUCAGCGCAUUCCGUCGCUACUUGCACUCGCGCAAAGUCUACGUCAAGCAAAUGACUAGCCAAGACCUGGCCACGCUCGACCGUCAGCGCAGUCGUAGCCGGUUCGAGAGCAUAGAAUCCCAGCCUACGUACAUCAAGGGCGGCAAGAUGCUCGACUUUCAGAUCGAGGGGCUCAAUUGGCUGCGGUACAGCUGGCAUGUCAGGCAGCCAGGAAUCCUGGCCGACGAGAUGGGACUGGGCAAGACUGUGCAGGUCAUUGCCUUCAUUGCGUCGCUGCACCAUCAGUUCGGUGGACUGGCACCCUACCUCGUCGUUGUGCCCAACAGCGUCGUCACGAAUUGGGUACGAGAGUUUGAGCACUGGUGCCCGCACCUCCGCGUCGUGCCCUACUUUGGCGGACGAGAGUCGCGCGGCGUCAUCGAGCGCUUCGAGAUGUUUCACCUUGAGUCGAUCAAGGGUCGCCAAGACCUGAGAGCAGAGGUUAUCGUCUGCUCAGACACCGUCGCUCGCCUUGACCCUGCACCGUUUCGCCGCGUUCAGCAGUGGCAGGUGCUCGUGGUCGAUGAGGGCACCAACCUCAAGAGCGGGUCUUCCAUUCUCAUCUACAAACGUCUCGCUGCUCUCAAUGCAGCGCACCGACUCAUCAUGACUGGCACACCGCUCAACAAUAACAUUGGGGAGCUCUUCAAUCUGCUCAACUGGCUCAAGCCCGACGCCGAAUGGAAAGACCUCAAGAGCCUGCGCGCCAAGUACGAGACCCUGACCCCGGAGCUCAUCGCGGAGUUGCAGCCACUGCUUCGCCCGUACAUCCUCCGUCGACUCAAGAAGGACGUCGUCAAUCUGCCGCCUCGAUCUGAAAUCCUCAUCCCUGUCUCGCUCACCCCGCUGCAAAAGCGCGUCUACAAGGACGUGCUGGAGCGCAAUGUCGAGGAUAUCCAGACUUUGACCGACCUGCGUGGCAAGAGGCAACAGAAGUACCACAUUGGCAACCUGCUCAACGUCCUCAUGCAGCUACGCAAGGUUUGUCAGCACCCUUACCUUGUAGCUCCGACGCUCGAGAACUUCGAAGGAGCCAACAUCAAUUGGAAGCUGGAGGCUCAGCGCCUGGUGGAUGCCAGUGCCAAGCUCAAGCUGCUCCAGAAGAUGCUGCCCAUUCUCAAAGAUCGUGGACAUCGCGUGCUCAUCUUCUCGCAGUUCGUCAUCUAUCUGGACAUCGUCGAGUCCUUCCUGCUCAAUGAGGGCAACUACAAGUACCAGCGGCUGGACGGCAGCAUCGGCAAUCGACAGCGUCAGCAGGGCAUUUCUGCGUUCAACGCUCCCGGCUCAGACCUCUUUUGCUACCUUCUCAGCACCCGAGCAGGUGGUGUUGGCAUCAACCUUGCCAGCGCAGACACGGUCAUCAUCCUGGACCAGGACUUCAAUCCUCACCUCGACAUGCAGGCCAUCGCUCGCGCGCAUCGUAUCGGGCAGAAAAAGAAGGUCAUUGUCUUUACGUUGGUGACGCAAGACACGGCGGAGGAGAAGAUCGUCACCAUGGCGCGCAAGAAGCUGGCCCUCGAUCACAUCAUCCACAAUAUGGACGACGAGGAGAAUCGCAUCGAGUCGCUGCAGGAUGUGCUGCGAUACGGCGCUCGAGCGCUCUUUCAGGCUCGCGGGACGGAGGCGUCACGCAAAGACAUCCGCUUCACCGAUGCCGAUGUAGAAAAGCUAGUGACCGACUGCGAGAACGGAGAGGAUGUAACCCAACAGGGCGGCGGGGCGACGAGUUUGCUCUCCUUUGCAAAGGUAUGGGAGCGCGAUGAGGCGGAUGAGGCGGAGGAGCCGAGUGAUCCGACGGCAGACAUGGCUGAAGAAGGCUUCUGGGCAUCGCUCCUCGAACGUACCCGAGCUCAACAAGAAGCACGUCAAGAGGCUGAGGAACAGAUCGUUGGUCGCGGCGGACAGCGCAAAGCUAAGCUGCAAGCCAUGGGUCUGGCUCCUGCCAACUUCCCAGGUCUCCGCGUCGGCGAUGAUGAGAGCGAGGACGAGGCAGAGGUUGAGCAGAGCGCCCAACUCCAGGGUCAAAGCCAAGGUGCACAGGAGCCGACGUUCGACUCAACAUUUGACGACGGCCCUGACUUUACGAUCGAAACGAACAAUGGUACAAUGUCCUCAUCAGGCACUUCAGACGAGGGGACACCAGAGCGCGAUGGCAUCACUCCACCAGCAUCUGCGGCACCAGCUCCACCCAUUAAGCGCGGGCGAGGAAGGCCUCGCAAAAACCCAUUGCCUCCAGAGCAGCCGCCGACGCUUCUGGACCUUGCCUUCAGCAACACCUCGCGUCGACUCAAGGUGCCGAAGCCUCCAAAAGAACCGAAACCUCGCGGUCGUCCUCGCAAGCAAAAGGUGCCCGCGCAGCCAGGAGCUCAGCCCUCGAUGAACAGCGGCAGUGGCAGCGAGCCUGUAGAGACGAACAUUUAUAACCGUAUCGCCGAAGUGACGGACCCUGCUGUAGCUCGCGAGAUGGCCUUUACCAACUUCCCAGGCAGGCCGGAGCUGGCCAUGGCUCUGUUCCGUGCGUGGUCCGAUAUCAUUCAGAAGAGGACGGGCACCAACCCGAUGGCAAAGAGGCACAAUGUCGAUGCUGCUGCGGCUAGAACCGCCGCUCAGGCUGCUUCUAUGUCGGCCUUGCCACCUGUAGCUCGUCUGGCAGAUCCCGAAAGCGGAGGAGGACAGCUUACGACCCCGGCAAAGCGGCGCCGUGGUCGACCCAAAAAGAACCAGGCCCCUCCCGCGGCGUCUGUCGCAGGCACACAACCGUCUGGCGACUCGGCAUCAUCUCUUCCUCGACCACGCCCUCGUCCUUCGGUGCAAGCUGCCACGGGAGAUGCACCAACUGCUCCUUCCCAUCCGCCUGGACCAGCAUCGGCUGUCGGCUCAGAGCAACCAUCGACAUCGACGGCCACUGCGUCUUCGUCCUCGCUAGACUCAAGCAAGUACAUGCACUCGCGUCGCUCGGUCACCGAGCUCAAAAAGAUGCUGCGUGACCUGCCUGAAGACUUCGUUGAGCAGGUCCGUGCUCGUCACAUCGCCAAAGGCCCUCCUGCUCCUCUUCUCGUGCAUGCCGGUCGCUCUCAACUCACGACGCAGCACAUGGCCUACUUCUCGCUUCGUGUUCUGCGCUCCAUCACUGGAGUGCAUCCCCUCUUUCACGAUGCCUUUACACUGGUCCAGUCCGAGCAGGUACCGCCGACAUUGCGCGCUCAGCCAUUCGAGGGCGCAGAGAUGCUCUCGACGCCCAUUAUCACGGAGCGAUUGGUGGAGACGGCGUAUUAUUUCUUCGCCCAGCUAUGGGCCGUAGAGGGCGGUGCUCCUCCCACGACGGCGACAGGACAUCCCUCUGCAGCUCCGCCUGCUGCCAAGAAGGCAGCGCCCAAGAAGCCGAGGCAGUCCAAGGCGGCAAAGGCAGCUCAAGCUCAGACGGCCAGCUCUACACGCACAUCUUCUCAGCAGCAGCAAGAGAGCAACGUGCCGCAGCCUCAGGCCAAUCAAUUUGCAGCUGCCGUAACUAGCCGUGCGGGCCCGAUCUCAGCUCCAUCGCCCAUGACUGUCGACUCGGUCCUGAAUCAUGGCGGCGAGAACGUCGGACGCUACGGGCAGCAGCAAUACCAGCAGCACGAUCAGCGCAAUGAACGUCGUCCCGCCGUCGAGGCUGGACACUCCAACUCGUACCUGUACCACGGCGGGCCUUCGACACCGGGUGCCGCAGGCUUCGGUCAUUUGCAGGCAGCUCAGUCCUACGGCUCGAAUGCCUGGGCGUCCGGUGGUGACAAUGGCGCGGCAUCGUCGAUGGGUCCACCCUCAUCGCAACGUCGCGGUCGCCACACCAGCAGCGCUCAGGCAGCAGGUCAGGCUUUCUCAUCGCCAGCAUCGUGGAGCGGCAGCGCUUCUCGACCCAGCGGCAACGCGUCUUCGAGCAACAACUUCAGCAACUUCUCUCAGACGGCCUCGGACGCGUCGUCGAUGCAACUCGACCACACUACUGCCCAAGCGGAUAGCUCCAGUAGCAACGACCAGCAGCUAGCACUCUACUGGUUGGAAAGCAUUGACUCGCUCAACCUUGCCGGCUUGUCCAAAGCUGCUCGUAUGUGGCUCAUACACCCAACGGGCCAUCAGAGGGAUGUGAUGGGGGCGGAAAUCAACUCGAGGUUGGCGACCGAGUUGGACAGGAGGAGGAGAUUGGGGCAGGGGGUCCCUGACUUCUUUCGCUGA
Jaminaea rosea is the source of this 7713-nucleotide messenger RNA. RefSeq lists its product as hypothetical. Gene Ontology annotation, cellular component: nucleus; chromatin. The transcript has 2 exons. Gene Ontology annotation, molecular function: ATP binding; chromatin binding; DNA binding. The record is from RefSeq and is a predicted model, not a curated record. Lineage: Eukaryota; Fungi; Basidiomycota; Exobasidiomycetes; Microstromatales. Bases 1 to 7713 code for a protein of 2570 amino acids. Gene Ontology annotation, biological process: chromatin remodeling; negative regulation of transcription by RNA polymerase II.